AGCGGCUUGGAGGCCAAUCUUGCUCCUAGGCGAGGCUGCAUGCUUCCCCUUCAACUGAUAAUUGAUAUGACUAAUCUCCUCGCCGAAACAACCCUCAUAAAGUGUUAUCCAAGUGCAGAAAUGCAGGUGCAGAAACCACAAGCAAGCACAAGAAAAAAGACCACCGGGGCGGUGGAUGUGGUGAGUAACAAUAUCUUCGUCAAGCGCAAAUAA
Messenger RNA from Dibothriocephalus latus, 213 nucleotides. The record is from the annotation of a GenBank genome assembly. NCBI's taxonomy places the organism in Eukaryota, Metazoa, Platyhelminthes, Cestoda, Diphyllobothriidea, Diphyllobothriidae.